This is a messenger RNA of Antechinus flavipes (yellow-footed antechinus), 3202 nucleotides long. It is a transcript of the gene DNASE1L3, whose product is annotated as deoxyribonuclease 1 like 3. Lineage: Eukaryota; Metazoa; Chordata; Mammalia; Dasyuromorphia; Dasyuridae. Gene Ontology annotation, molecular function: DNA nuclease activity. The transcript is spliced from 8 exons. The record is from RefSeq and is a predicted model, not a curated record. Gene Ontology annotation, cellular component: nucleus. Bases 364 to 1305 code for a protein of 313 amino acids. Gene Ontology annotation, biological process: apoptotic DNA fragmentation; programmed cell death involved in cell development.
CUGUGUCAAUAGCCGAGAAGAUGAAAGGCAGCUGGGAACCUCUGGAAUCCACACUAACCCUUCGUCAUCUCUACCCCCCAGGAUGGAGAAGGUUGGGGAGUAACCCUAAACAGAUUUCCUAAUGUGGAAAACGAGUGACAAGCCGUAAUUAGCGCCGCUUAAAAGGCAGGAGAUUCCCUCUGGGCAAGAAGCCUGUGACCUUCAAUUCCUCAGAGAAGUGAAAGCUUGCAGAAGGAAGGAAGCCAGUUAUUCCUGCUGUCUGCACCCUACAAACACCACAAGCUGCACCACCACUUGGCUGUGCUCGGAGCACCAGCAACUCGCCCGGUUGCACCUCGCUCCUGGCGGGAGAAGGACCCCAACAUGGCAAGAAGACUGGGGGUUCCCCUGAAGCCGCUGCUGCUGCUGCUGUUCGCCCUGGACAGCAGCCAGGCCUUGAGGAUCUGCUCCUUCAACAUCAUGUCCUUUGGGGAAGCCAAGAUAGGCAACUCCAGGGCGAUGGAUGUUAUUGUGAAGAUCAUCAGUCGCUGUGACAUCACGCUUCUAAUGGAAAUCAAGGACUCCCAAAACAUCAUUUGUCCCACCUUGAUAAAAAUGCUGAAUGGGAAAUCCCGAAAAGGCACCAAAGACUACAACUGUUUAAUUAGCAACCGGCUGGGAAGAAAUGCCUACAAGGAACAGUACGCUUUUCUCUAUAGGGAAAGUAUGGUAUCUGUGAAGAAAAGCUAUCAAUAUCAUGACACCCAGGUUGGAGAUGAAGAUGUCUUUUCCCGAGAACCUUUUGUGGUCUGGUUCUACUCCCCUAAAACUGCUGUCAGAGAUUUUGUGAUCAUCCCUCUGCAUACGACACCUGAGACGUCUGUUCGAGAAAUCGAUGAGCUCUUUGAUGUCUACAUGGAUGUAAAACGUCGAUGGAAGCCUGAGAACUUCAUCUUCAUGGGAGACUUCAACGCUGGCUGUAGUUAUGUCCCAAAGAAGUCCUGGAAGCAGAUCCGGCUUCGGAUGGACCCCAGGUUUGUCUGGCUGAUCGGUGAUAAUGUGGACACAACAGUCAAGGAAAGCACCAAGUGUGCCUAUGACAGGAUCGUGGUCCAGGGCCAGAAGAUAAACAGUUCCAUUGUUCCGGAUUCUGCCAAGACCUUUGACUUCCGAAAAGCCUACAGGUUGACUGAAGAGGAGGCUCUGCGAAUCAGUGAUCACUUUCCUGUGGAGUUUGAACUGCAGCCUGGGGAAAGCUUCACUAACCUUGUCAGAUCAUUUGCUCCCCAAAAAAAGAGAGGAAGGAAAAAGUCACAGCGUGGUUAGAAGCAUGAGCUGAUUCUAAAUAACUCCCUCCUUUUAUUUUCCUUUUUAAUAACAAAAAAGCCCCAUGGAAACCAUCCAACCCAUCUACGCCAGUUUGACUAUGUUCCUUUGAGAGAAAAGGGGCUGGAUUUAAAGCCAAAAGGCCACGGAUUAAACCCCAGCUCUGAGACUUUUUACCCGUGUGACCCAACUGUACCUCCUUAUCCUCAGUUUCCUCCUCUGUAAACUGAGAGAACUGGGCCAAAGUGACACCUGAGAUCCCUUCUACCUCUACAUCUAAGAACCUAUUAGUGCAAAAGUGUUCAUAACCCCUGACCCAGUCCACAGUGACAAAAACAAAGCUCCCUUACAAACCAAAAUAUUUACAGCAGUAUUUUUUUAUGGCAACAAAUAAGUGGAAAUCAAGUGGGUGUUCAUCAGAUAGGGAAUGGCUGAACCAAAUGUGGUUAAGUCAGUGCAGCAGAAUAUUAUUUAGUGCAAAAUGACAGAUAACAUUAAAUUCAGAGAAACCUGGGAAGAUUUGCCUGAACUGAUGCACAAUGAAAUAAGAAGCAAAAACCAGUCAGUGACAACAGUAUUAAAGAAAAUAUUUCUCAAAGGACAACAAAUUUUUGAGUAACCAAAAAACCAGUAAUGGUCCUGGACACCGGAUAAUAAAGCAUGGGUAUUUAAGGGCUGGAUGUUUCCCACAUUAUCAGAGGAGAUCACUCUAUCAGUUGUUUUUGUUUUAAUUGGGUUUCUUUGUUCAUUCAGUUCAAUUUAACAAGCAUUUCUAUGUGUGCCAUAUUCUGGGGAUAUGAAAUCAAUAUGAGACAAUCCCUACCCUCAAAAAUCUUGCUGUUGAGCUCAUUCUUUGUCACUGAGUGUUUGAUUGAGGUUGAGGUUGGGAUUAGGGAGGAAGGUCAGGAAGCCUAAGGGGAUAAAGUAUAUCCAGCCAUGACUGCGAUUUAGAAACUAAAGGCUCUGUCUGGAUACAGAUUGAAGAAUACUAUUUUCACUGUUUUUGUUGUUUUUUCUUUCUUGUGGUCUUUUUCCUUUUAUGGAUUUUACUUUUACACCAUGACUAAUGUGAAAAUAUGAUUAAUAGGAUUACAUACUGUAUAAUCUUUAUCAAAUUGCUUGCUGUCUUAGAAGGGAGCAGAGGGAGGGAAGGAGGAAAAUUUGAAAUUCAAAAUGUUAUAAAAGUGAAUGUUAUGUAUGGGACUACUUGCCAUCUAGGGGAGGGGGUGGGGGGAAGAAGGGGAAAACUUGGAACUGAAGUUUUUGCAAGGGUCAUUGUUGAAAAAUUACCCAUGCAUAUGUUUUGUAUAUAAAAAGCUAUAAUAAAAAAUAAAAAUUUUAAAAAGUGAAUGUUAAAAACUACCUUUACAUGUAAUUAGAAAAAAAUUAAAUGCUAUUAUAUUGAAAAAAAAUUUUGAAUUAGAAAAUUUUAAAAUGAUGAGCAGGAUACUCUUAGAAAAACUUGGACAUCCAUGAAUUGAUGCAAAGUGAAAUGAACAGAACCAAGAGAACAUUGUACAUGGUAACAGCAAAAUUGUUCACUGACUAAUAGUGAAUGACUUAGCUAUUCUCAGUAAGACGAUUCUGAGGUACUGAUGAUGAAAGAUGAAAUCCAUCUCCAGAGAAUGAACUGAUGGAGGCUGAAUCCAAAUUGAAGCAUACUUAUUUUUUUUUUACUCUUUAUUUUUCUUGGCUUUUUUGAGGGGGUCGUCUGUGUUUUCUUUCACAAUAUAAUUAAGAUGGAAAUACGUUUCACAUGUAUACCUUAUAACAAAUAGCCUGCCUUCUCAAUAGGUGGGGGGAGAGAGAAUUUGAAACUUAAACUUUUGAAAAAUAUUAAAAUUGUGAAAAAAAUUUAAAAGAAAUUAAAAGCAUUAAAUAAGACACACACAGCAAA